This is a messenger RNA of Lactuca saligna, 234 nucleotides long. Lineage: Eukaryota; Viridiplantae; Streptophyta; Magnoliopsida; Asterales; Asteraceae. The record is from the annotation of a GenBank genome assembly.
AUGAGUGGAGAGUGUUGUGUUUUAUCACGGUGGCAGGAGGCAGAGUGUUGUCAGAGACUCCAUUUGUCUGCUUUUAAUUUCUGGUUUCUUUUGAUUGCUUUGAGCCACAUAAACUUAUUAUUUAUAGUUCUUUAUAUAGUUUUUUUAUCGAGCUCAAUCUUCUUCUCCACGUUAUCCGAUAACCUCACUACCCCCCGAGUUCAACUACCCACCUCUAUUAGCCCUGUACAUCAG